AGCUGUGGAACGGGAACUAUUGAAGUUGGCCAAACCAGCCAAACAACCUUCGUGUAGCCCGACUACAGAGCAACAACCGGAUGAGUCUGUUAUUGUGCCAGGGAAAUCAGUUUUCUGACUUUCGUUUGUACGGUUAGACAGGAGCUAAAAAUGCUACAGCCACGCGAAAGCAACAGCAAAUCGGAUCGUCGUUUAAAAAAUGACGGCGCACUUUAUUUCAGUAAUGGAAUGAUAUACUUCAGCUUUUUCAAUAAAAACAUGAGCUUAGCUCUGUUAAUUACCCUCAUAUUAACUGUAUUCCCUAUUAAAGCUUCCCAGACAAUCGAUCAGCCUAAUCUAGUGAGUCCAACACCAACUUUAGCAGCGAUCCCCGCUGAUGAUAUAACUACUGUACUCUUGGUAAAUAAUGAAUCAGGACAUGUCGGCGAUAGUCAUGGGCGGUUUUUGACGGUACGCCCAGAAAUAGGUGUUUUGACUUCAACUGCUAGGACAUUUAUUCAGGACGGAAUAACUACCGAAUUUGCUACUAAGAUUGUGGGAACUACUUUAAAUAAUGGUCGCCUUUACGCACAAUAUUUGCGAAAAAGUUCCAGAAUUCUCUAUAAAAACGAACAUUUGGCACCGUCGGUGGUUACUAGUUGGGUAGGUGAAGAAGAUUCUCAGCAAACACCUCUAUAUUUACAAAGCCAUAAUGAUCUUUUUAACUCGGAUGACACUGACUGGCAGGAUAUCGAUGACAGCCUUGGUGUUCAUCGGGGAGAGUUUGUGGGUAACACCGAUUUUGUAAGCUAUCAAAGCACAAUUCUUAAAGACUUAAGAGAUCCUGCUUAUAAGGAUGAUAGACCUCUCAUAUCUCUAGAAACACAAUCUAGCACCAAAAAUAUAUUAAAAUAUGAAUCGGAAACAAAAGACGAAAUCAAUCAAAUGUUUAAUGAGAGCGUGUCAUCAAUAGAAAAUUUAGAAACAUUCACUGUUAAAAGCAAUAUUGGUUCUGCGUUCAGUCAACCUUCAAGCGACCUAUAUUCUCCCAGGGAAGAAAGAAAACAUGGACGGCUGAUUCAACCACGUGCUGAAAAACACAUCGAAUCCCAAGAGCAUCGAACUGCCCACCAACAAGCAUUAGCUACUGUAACUUAUUACGGAUUUGCAGAGUUUACAACAAUUGUGGGUGAUAGUGUCAUUGUUUUUUCGCCCAGUACUACACAAAGCAGCCUGCAUUUAGGACACGUUACGUCGAUAAAAGGCAGUCCCACUUUACAACCCGAAUCAAUUCAUGACCUAAUCUAUCAAAAUGUGGAAAAUUCACAGAGUACUUUGUCAACAAUUAAAAAAACUGAAAAAGUCGAGGUCUUUGGCACAAUUUUAAGUCUUGGGUUAGAUAUUAGUGAUAGUGUGAAUGAUAAAGAGAGUAAUUUCAAUAACCUAUUAAAUUCAAAUUCAAUCAUUUCGUCAAACACAAGAUUUAGCAAUUUAUUAUCAGUUGAGGUUGAUGCAAGUACAGUUUCCCCUCAGGAAGCCGUUUUAUUGAUUUCUACUAGAGUUGAGAACACUAAAUCAACGUCUAGUGAUACUAAUGAUGGUUUGGAAUUACUAACGAAUCAAAUUGAACCAAGUAUUCGAAAGCAGGAAGGGGCAACAACUAUAUUUAUUGAUGAUGACCCUUUCACUAGUUUCGUUGAGCUUAAGGAACCAACAAGCUCUAAAUUCAAUUCGGCUGACCCAGAGAAACCUUUUCAAAAUAUUGAAAUAUCUAAAAGUGAUGAUAAAGAUUUAGUUUUGACAUACCAAACUAAUGAGAAUGCCAUUAACAACAAGAACGACAGUUCGGGUAGUAAGUCAGUCAUUGAAACAAGCAAUACUAUUGACAAUAGUUUCAAUGAAUUAUGCAAUCAUACAACGUCACAAGUUUUUCUUACUCAGAUGCCUAAGUCACUUGAAAAAAAAAAAGAGGAUGGAGUUGUUGAUGAGGUCAAUUUACUUCUCGCUUAUGAUAUUGUAGAAACUACUAAAUACUAUUGCAUACAAGCUUCACAGUCGGAACAAAAACCAGAAUUAAAUAGCGUUAUUGCGUCCCACGAGACUGUAACAGAGGCACAAGAAGCAUUAAUGCCGACUGAGUUCAUAGAUGAUGUUGAAGAAACUACAACUCGAGACUCAGAGGACUAUGAUGUGACGACAGAAAAUGAAUUUGAUAGCGAAGAUGAUGACUACGAUAGUGUUACUAAUGACCUUGACUUAAUAUAUAAAACUCUCUAUACAACUUAUACAUAUUUGACAACUUUCUUUGAAGGCUCUCGCACUACCAUAUCUAGCCAUACUGAGAUUUUAACAAAUAUCAUCUCCUCAACAAUUGGGGCUGGUGCUGAACUACAAUUGAACACCUUGAUUAAUUUUGAAGAGAACAAGAAUAUUGAAAGUACAAUUCGAGUAGGUGACAAUAAAUCUAUAGCUUUAGUAUCUAAGUAUACUAUACCGGUUGAGAUUGUUAGUCUAUUGACUCAGGAAAAUAAAAUUAAUGAUGAUGAAAAUAAAAGCAUUACUGCUAAACAGAUAACCACUACUUAUACCGACGACUUCAAAUAUAGUAAAACUUUAUACACCACAUAUACAUAUUAUACAUCGAUUUUUACUAAUAACGAAACUGAAGUACAAUCACGCACUGAGGUAGUCACAAAUUAUGUGACUGACAAGAUGCCGAGCUCCCAAAUUAAUACAUCAAUUGAAAGUGAUUCCCAAUCCAUUAACCAGCAUUUUUCAGCAUCAGAGUUUCUCUUAGCAGAGCACGAAACCGAAAGGGAGGAACAUAAUUUUGAAAAAGAAGUAAAUUCAAGCAGAUUAAGUAAUGCUAAUCCAGAAAUUUUUAUUACGAAAAAUUCUUUUGAAGACCAAGUGAGUUCGGAAAGUAACACGGAGGAGAUUAUACCAUCAGCAACGUUUCUUCUCCAAACAAGUUUUACAACAUUUACCUUUUAUACAACAAUGUAUGUAGGCGAUGACACAAAUAUUAUCAGUCGUCUUGAGACAGUAACCAACGUAGCUACUGAAACUUUACAACCUACAAAAAUAGUAAAUUUAGAGGAGUCUUCAUUGCCUAUUACUUAUUUUACAACGUUUACUUAUUGGACUAAGCUAGCUAAAGAUGGCGAGAUAACGACACUAAGCAGAGAAGAAACGUUAUCCAAUGUGAUUCAACCCACAAACGUGACUUUAAUAACUGUUGAUGAUUUAUCAAGGACAAAAGAUACAAAUUUAAUGCAGUCGAUUCCGAGUGACAUCCAAACGCAGAACCAAUCGAAAUCCGAAAGCGGUAUAGAAUUAAUUUCCACUGUGACUGAUCCCAGCUUUCGUUCUGACAUAACCACAUAUUUCACAACAUAUACCUAUUACACAACUUCAUACAAUGUCAAUAUGACAAUUAUCGAUUCGCGUUUCGAAACUCUAACUAAUGUAGUGACAUCCGGAGAAGUCUCACUUUCUACUGCGGUCACUUCGGCAGUCGAUCUGAUGAUUAAACCUAGUCAACCUCUUACUGGAAUCGAAUACAAAAGUAUACCUAGUACACCAAAUGUUGUUUUGUACGAUUAUAAACAAAUAAUUGAUGCGGAAGAAGUAAGCACUUUGUAUUUUACGACAGAAAUUGUAUCUUCACUAAAUAGUGAUGGACAUGAUGUUGAAAUAACAAGUAGCACCUCGAGGUUGCACAUUGACGAAUCUAAAAAGUCUGUAUUAGCCACCGUCUUAGAUAAUAUUUCGGACGCUAGCUUAUCCAGCCUGAAAUUGUAUAGGACGGGCUUAGUAAGACUUAUUGAAGGUAAACGAAUUCAAAAUAGUACAACUACCUUAUACCAAUCAAAAGUUAUCGGAACAGUCAUAGAUAAUCGAUAUGCGCAGAUAAUUGAAAGUACAUCAAGUUUUUUCUUUGAAAAGUCGAAGUCUGAAGAUAUCUUGCUUCCGACAACCGUUAAAAUCAAUAAUAUAGCAACCGAAAACCUACAUUCCACUGAGAUAUCAACGUCUUUAAAAAAUAAAAAUGACGAUGAAUCAAUAUCUUCAAAAGACCAAACAAACUCAAAUGAAGAUUUAGAUGUUAACAUUGACGAGUUGACGACGCCACAUAAUACGAAGCGGCCAUUCGCUCCUGUAAUAAGGCCUUUUGCCUCACGAAACCGGCCCACAUUCGCACCAAAACCAAAAACAGUUGUCCCAAGCAGUGCGACAAUUAUAACGAGAUCGGACAUCACACCCACUAUUACAGCAACACCUGCUUUAAAAUCAGCUGGUAGAUACACUUCUUCGCGAAGGGGUGUUAUAUCCAAUGUACCAAUUAAUCCGAACGAGUCAAGUUUAUCCUAUGGUCAGUCAUCAAGGCGCCUGUUUGGGCGGCCAACUAAGUCUUUGACUAGUUCAAUAGAUUCGAAUGCGACUCAGAAAAACCGUUUUGCGUCAUCAUCACGGGCAGUUGUGGCUUCCAGACGACCCAACAUAAAUGUUUCUUAUCGUUCAUCCAGUGUUCCAGGUUUUCGUGCGUCUGGAAUACAACCCAUCUCGAGGCUACGCAUAAAGCCAACCAACUCAGGGUUGGUACCAAGCGAUAGGUUGGCACAGUCUACAAGUUUAGCCAAAGAGCUAAGUUCAGAAAGUAGUGGCGAAGAGGAGAAUUCAACAGAUGAAGUAAACGAAGAGGAUGAAAAUACCAGACGAACUAACAAUCCACUACUGAGGUUUCGGCGGCCUAUAAAUGGGCCCAUCGGAUUUACUACGGGAAUACGUCAGAGUACUGGCAGCUCUUCAGCAGUUUCUCUCAGACGAAACCCAUUAUCACCCCGAUCAAAAAUUUCGACUACAACAAGCAGCACAACAACAACGACGGCCAAGCCCCGUCCUCGAAGCUUUCAGAGACCUGUUGGUCUUCAGCCAAGAUCGAGACCUCAAAACGCCCUUUUUCCACCACGAGGACUUUUCCAAAACGUGCAGAAGGAAGAAAGUCUUAAGGAAGUAAAGUCAAACGAUAGUGAAAAUGAUUCUGAACAUGAAGACGAUGAUGCCAAUAACGCCGAAGAUGAUGACUUGCAGGAAAAUUUUUUCCGUAGCAAGCGGUCUAUCCACUCUUUAGCCCGCCCUAAAAUUGGAAUGAGAGUACGUCGGCAAGCCGAUACAGUUAGUAGAAAUAGAUUCAGAUUUCGUCGACAAAAUCAAACAGCGCCGCUUACAAAACAAGAAUCAAACCUCCCGGGCUCUGACGAUCGUACUGAAACCACAUCGAUUCCCCGUGAUAAAUCAAGUUCCAGAUUCGGAUCAAGAUUUCAUUCUCCACAGGGACAGCAAUUAUACACACAGACAACUCUAACAGACUCAACGACAGCGACCAACCAUAGAUCGAUUCGUCCCACUAGACCAACAGCGAAACGUUCGCAAUUUACGCUGAGAGAAAAAGACGCCACUUUAAAAAGCUCUUCACGUUCAAGUUCAACUAACAACUUCCGACGUCAACCGACAUCUGGAAACGCUUCAAUUAGACGUCCUGUUGCUCCAAAUGCAGGGAAUUUAAGCAGCCGUCGGUUAAAGAGCUAUGUUGGCUAUAACAACCAAAACAAUGGAGACCAUGGGCGACUCCCAAGUACGCCGCGUUCCAGAAGUUCGAACUCUAAUGCAUUGAAUAGGGGAAGAGGUCGUGGCCGAAGUCGAAACGAAUACUCCUCUGACUUGCAAUCCAUUGAACAUGAAGUUCAAACUAUUACAGUUACACAUUUUAUACCAUCUGAGGUCACGGUACCUGUAGUCAGCGGCCACGUAACUGAGUACAAAAAUAUUGUCACUGCUAAAACCAGCACCGAGCUUGUGGGACCAAAGGAAUAUAUGCAAGUGUUAGGGACAAACGGAUUGAGUUCUACUUACUUAAAUCGAGAAGUAUCGAGCAUAAAUAUUGCUGGUGCCACAGAGCACACAAAAUAUUUGCUGCAUGAAUCCAUCACUAGCUCGGUAAUUUUUACACCCACCACAAUCCGCGGGAGAAAGACAUCUUUCUCCCAUAUUAUUCCAUCUACAGCAUAUUCUGUAGAGUAUCUAGUAACUACAAUACACCCUCAAAUUUCUGACAAUGCACCCCUUGCUAACAUAUUGCUUUCCCAGCUACUUUUGGGAAAUUUAAAUUUACCCGCCCAGCCAAUAAUAGGUGCUGUCGGGCAGCAGCCAAAUGCCGCAUCGGCCCUAAUACCCACGUCUGUUGAGCCUGUCACUGAAUAUCGCACUCACACCUCCACUUAUGUAACUACAAUUUUUGAUGGGAAAUCAACCAUUCUUCCGGUGACAUUUCAAGGAAAAAAAAUUCUAACUACUGUCUAUGACACAACUGCACAAACAAUUACAGCUACAGAAUAUAGUGUGGAUACCAUAGUGAAUACCGUCCCCUUUGCUCAGAACAUACAGUCUGUUGCACCGGCUGCACAGGUAAAUAAUUUAUUGUUGCAACAGUUACUACAGCAACAACAGGAGUCUUUGUCAUUGGUUCAAGCGAUAUCGAACACUCUACCACCACAAAUAUUUUUAAGUGAAAACCUGCAAGACUUGGACGAUGUUCCACGAUCGUCCAUAAAACCUGAUGGCAUCGAUUCAGAUUUUGCCCCAAUAAACAAUGAGUCUCAGCUUACAAAAAGCCAACGAAAGAAAUCCCGAAAGGCAGGCAGUGGGCACAAGCGCAGUAAGCAGAGUCAUACAGUUGCGGAAAAACCAGACCCAAAUGUAGUAACACUUUAUGUUUCGGGCCGUAGACCAGGCGAAUUUAGUACUGUUCUGUCAACUGUAGGAAGCGAGUAUGAUCACUCAGUAUCUUUGCAAAAGAGGCAAGUAUUUUUAAAAAUUCAGCCUACCGUUGCUUCUAUAGGUAACAAGGAAUAUUUUUAUUACACCGAAGAGAGUGAAAAUUUAGGAAAAGAAGAAGCUCAUCUAUCAAAAGAUCAAAUUGCCUUUUCGACUGUUGAAGUUGGAUUUAACGAACUGAGCGAUCGAACUGCAUCUUUAGAAAGCAUUGUAGGGGAUGUGCAUCUUUGGUAUGCAAACUCGAGCAGGCAAUCCGAACUGUUGUCGACAACAAUCAAUUCAAUAGUGGUUUGAUUUCCUCAAUUUAUUUCAAUUUUAUGAAUUUUUGCCGUUUACAAAAUUCGCUAGCCCAGCGUUAAUUAUUCAUUAAAUUUGAUAAAAGCGAAAAAAGACCCUCGCCUUUGGAAGACAGCCGAAUACUAGUCAACGAUUAAAAAAUUAUCAACAGGAGUCUUCUUCAAUGCCCAACUAUGCCUGAUUUUAAACAAUACUAACAUUAUCUUUGCCUAUUUUAAUUCAUUAUGUUUACAUGUCUUUACACCUUUAAAUGAAAUUAAUUAAAUCUAAACAUUAAACUACAUUAAAAUAAACAUUUUUGUUAGAGUUAAGCUUAUAGCCCGGAAGCUUGCAUUUAAUAGCGUCAUUAUUCCCAUUAUUUUGACUGUCACCUUAAAGUUUACAGUUAAAUCCACUCAAAUUUGCAACCUCUUUAUAUUUUAUAAUAAAAAGUUAAGAUUAAAAUACAACAAAUGUUAGCAUUUUAAACAUUUUUGAAGUGCAUAUUACAAGCAUGUUACCGAUCCGAGAAACAUUGUAUCUAUAAAUAUACUAAACAUAUAUUUAAAAUAACGAAUUAGGUACAAAUAAAGUUAUAAAAAGCCAAUGAGUUUGUAAAUCAACAACUACUUUCACCUUCCGCAUUCUUGGGACCUUUUGGAAUUUAAAUUACUCGAUUUUCUGAGCAUCGUAAAAAUAGUUCUUUGAGAAUCUACAAAUAUAGUCUUACGAAGAAGACCAUAUGGCGGAUAACGUAAUUUAAUUUAUGUAGUAUUACGUUCUGAUUUAUUUUUAGGCAACUGGUUUGCUAGUUUAUAUAUGUAAGUGUUAAUUUUUUUUGGUAAUAAAUAUAUAGUGGCCUAGUUUCGCAAUAUCAAUAUCGAAAGCUGAAUUAUAUGUACAUAUGUAAAAAUGAAAAUUUAUUCAAUGUGUUCUACUAACUUCAUAAAAAUGUACAUACAUAUGAACAAUAAAAAGUAAUUUACUAUGUUUUUUAA
Molecule: messenger RNA, 8090 nt
Organism: Drosophila gunungcola (fruit fly)
Lineage: Eukaryota; Metazoa; Arthropoda; Insecta; Diptera; Drosophilidae
Exons: 4
Coding region: 151-7110 (2319 amino acids)
Source: RefSeq, a predicted model, not a curated record